AUGCCCUCCAUCUCCAACCAGGUUGAUACACUCGUCACACGUGUCCACGCGCGCUAUACUGCCUGCUACUUCAAGCAAUCGGAUAACUAUCAGUAUACUGUCUUAGCGGCUUUCGUGCUUGAAUCCCCUUACGCGCCGUCGACUGGUUACUUUUCACAUCCAGACAACUACAAGGUCGUAGCACUGGCCACGGGCGUCAAAUGUCUACCCACUGAUCGUUACCCACUUCGCGGCGACGCAUUGCAUGACAGCCAUGCGGAGGUACUCGCUCGACGCGCAUUCAUUAGGUGGCUCCAUGAAGAAGUUCAACGAGCAGUUCACGCGUCGAAGGGAUCCAUGUGGAUCAAGCAGCGCACUGAUGGGAAGUGGGAGUUGGGUGAGGGCGUGAAGCUGCAUAUGUAUAUAUCAACAGUCUCAUGUGGUGACGCAUCAAUGCGCUUUCUCGCGUCAUCUCAAGAUCCAGCAAUGGCAGCGCUGAAGGACGCUGCUCCUCCUGCAUCCCCUCCACCUGGAGCUGCAUCACGCGGACGAAAUAACUACGCUUUACAUACUGUACUUCGUACCAAACCAGGACGGGCAGACUCACCUCCAACGAUCUGUAUGUCAUGCAGUGACAAGAUUGCAGUGUACAAUGUCCUUGGCGUUCAAGGUGCCUUGGCGGCGAAUCUGUUCGCCCCUAUCUACUUGAGCCGCAUUAUCAUCGGCGACGUCCCAGAGCAUAUGCAAGACGUCGUGCGGCUUGACUGCGAACGAGCGUUCUACAGACGACUAGAUAGCAUACAAGGUCUCCCAGAUUCAUAUCACUUAACAAGGCCGACUAUAUACUUCACGCAUGUUGACUUUGAAAACUCGCGAACGGCGUUACAAGGAAAAUACCCGAAGCGCCCACUGCCUCAGUCUAGCAACGAAUCUCUUUGUUGGUUUGCAGAUUCUGUAGGAGGAAAGGGCCAAGAAGUGAUCAUCAAUGGAAUUCGUCGAGGUGUUGGACCUAAACAGCUCGGAUUGGAGAGGUUUCGACCACUGCUAUGCAAGCUCCAAUUGUUCAGACUACACGAGCAAACGAAGAAUGUACUUGGUCUUCCGCCCACUCCGCUAGGAAGGUCAUAUCAUACUGCAAAGCAGUCGGAUCCGGCGUAUACAAGGGCGCGGUCAUUAGUGAAGGGACCAGGAGGCCCGUUCGCAGGCUGGAUAGUCAGCGGAGAACAGUACGAAGCCUUCGAUGUUGACGGUGACAUUCUUGGCGAGAUUCCAACAGAGGGCACACCUAACGUACUCGGCACUCGGACGAUUGACUAGUUAUAUCAAUUAUACCUUGAAGUAGCAUUCAUGUGAUACCCC
Messenger RNA from Fomitiporia mediterranea MF3/22, 1338 nucleotides. RefSeq lists its product as uncharacterized. Lineage: Eukaryota; Fungi; Basidiomycota; Agaricomycetes; Hymenochaetales; Hymenochaetaceae. Gene Ontology annotation, molecular function: double-stranded RNA binding; tRNA-specific adenosine deaminase activity; double-stranded RNA adenosine deaminase activity. The record is from RefSeq and is a predicted model, not a curated record. Gene Ontology annotation, cellular component: nucleolus; cytoplasm. The coding region runs from base 1 to 1296 and encodes 431 amino acids. The transcript has 7 exons. Gene Ontology annotation, biological process: RNA processing; adenosine to inosine editing.